AUGAGAUCAAGAAACGACAAAUCUCAGCUCAAACAAGGAUUAAGUUCAAAUAGUAUUUUCCCUCUUUCUAUAAGAAAAGAUGCAGAAACUCCUGACGGUUUUCGGAGAUAUUUUCAAUCGCUUCAUAACAGUCAGAAAUCUGUGAAAUCUCCUACAUCAGCAUUGUCUCCUUGUAGACUUAAUCACAAAUAUCUAAGAUCUCAAUACCAUUUAAAAGACCGUAAUAUUGCAGACAAGUUACUGAAUCAAAUUCUGCGCUUAUACUCUCAAACCAUGCAGAAAACGCCUCAGGCAGAAAACCUCCAUACGUUUUUAAAUACUAAAUCCCAGCCUAGCUAUUCUCUCUCAUGCUCUCCCUUACCUAAAAUGAAAAAACGAGAGCAGAUCCAGCAGUUUAACGUCUUAAAAGCUUCAAGCCCAGAUAACUUGACCAGCAAAUUGAAUAUCCAGUCAUCAUUAAAGAAAUUACGCCAUAAAAAAAUGAGCUCUGCUAUUUUAAGAUGCAUGAAAAUUGAAAAAAUUGAAAAAAACGAAAAAUCAGAAAGUGUAAUUGGAUCUCCUUGCAAAUCCCCUCUUAACUACAGAAUUUGUGAGAUGCAGAAGAAAUCGUCCACUUCAUUACGAAGAACAGUUGAGAUGACAACCUCAACCUCACAUCUUGAUUAA
Molecule: messenger RNA, 666 nt
Organism: Blepharisma stoltei
Lineage: Eukaryota; Ciliophora; Heterotrichea; Heterotrichida; Blepharismidae
Source: the annotation of a GenBank genome assembly